GUGAUAUAGACGUACAUAGUACACUGAGAGUGUCUCAAGCUGUUCGGUAUAUGAUGCAAAUGCAAGGUGAGGAGUACGAGUUAUGGAGUGUUUGGGGGUGGCGGAACGCCUAUAUAGGCUAGUGCGCACCUGUCAGCUACCAUAUCGUACUGAAGGUACUUGAGGGCGCCUGACGCCAACACGAUCAACCCCGCGACCUUGGAACACCAGCAUCCGCCAUGGCACAGCCAACUAUCGAGGCAUCAACACAGCAACAACCUCGCCCCAAUCUCCGUCCCAAGGUUGGCAGCACUGGCAUUUUCGUCCUUAUUGUCGAAGAUAAUCACAUCAACCGCAUUGUCUGCCUCAAAGUGCUCGAGAGGCAGGGCCACACUGUAGCCACAGUUGGCAACGGGCAAGAAGCGCUCGAUUUUCUUUGUAAAACAUCCGGGAACCGUCAACCCAAUCUCGUGUUCAUGGACACUUCAAUGCCUGUAAUGGAUGGGUACGAGGCUACUCGCCGGAUACGCCGCGACGCAGGCAUGUUUGAUGAGCGGAUGCGCACAGUGCCGAUUAUUGGACUGACAGCCAACGCAUUGCGAGGCGUACGGGAGCAAAUCUUGGAGGCUGGCAUGGACGAUUAUAUUGCCGCGCCGAUACGCCCGCGCGAUUUGCAAGUAGCGGUCAUGAGAUGGAUCUCACCAAAAGGACCGUAAAUGGCAAAACCAUCGCUGAAAUGGCGAGACACCAAGCAGAACUCGCACUGGAUCGAUAUAAAACCUGGAAGGGGAAUCAUGGACUACCUUUAACAG
Molecule: messenger RNA, 791 nt
Organism: Paraphaeosphaeria sporulosa
Lineage: Eukaryota; Fungi; Ascomycota; Dothideomycetes; Pleosporales; Didymosphaeriaceae
Product: CheY-like protein
Exons: 1
Coding region: 219-695 (158 amino acids)
Biological process (GO): phosphorelay signal transduction system
Source: RefSeq, a predicted model, not a curated record